Molecule: messenger RNA, 1284 nt
Organism: Setaria italica (foxtail millet)
Lineage: Eukaryota; Viridiplantae; Streptophyta; Magnoliopsida; Poales; Poaceae
Product: SPX domain-containing protein 5
Exons: 2
Coding region: 166-924 (252 amino acids)
Biological process (GO): cellular response to phosphate starvation
Source: RefSeq, a predicted model, not a curated record
AGCUGCUGCUCCAACCAACACCCACCUCCCGGCGCCGAGCUCCCUCCCUAUAUUAAGCUCAUCGUCCCUAGUGUUCCUCCCUCCUCAUUCUCAAUCCAGCACUUAAUUACUGACGGAUAUAUCUGUAAGGAUAAAUAAAAUCGGAAUCUUGCGAUCAGAAGAAAGAUGAAGUUCGGCAAGCGGCUCAAGAAGCAGAUCGAGGAGAGCCUGCCGGAGUGGCGGAGCCAGUUCCUCAACUACAAGGAGCUCAAGCGCCGCGUCAACGCCGUCUCCUCCCCGGCGCCGACCCCCGCCGCCGAGGCCGACUUCCUCACCCUCCUCAACGCCGAGGUCGACAAGUUCAACGCCUUCUUCCUCGAGCAGGAGGAGGAGUUCGUCAUCAGGCAGAGGGAGCUGCAGGAGAGGAUCCAGCGCGCCGCCGAGGCCAAGCCUUCGCCGGCGGCGGAGGCCGAGAUGGCGCGCAUCCAGCGGGAGGUCGUCGACUUCCACGGCGAGAUGGUGCUGCUCCUCAACUACAGCAGCAUCAACUACACGGGGCUCGCCAAGAUCCUCAAGAAGUUCGACAAGCGCACCGGCGGCGUGCUCCGGCUCCCCGUCAUCGCGGGGGUGCUGCAGCAGCCCUUCUUCACCACCGACCUCAUCUCCGAGCUCGUCAGGGACUGCGAGGCCAUGAUGGAGGCCGUCUUCCCGCCCUCCGCCGUCUCCGCCGCAAGCAGGGACCUCGAGGAGCGCCAGGCGCUCGCCGCCGCCGAGCAGAGCAUCUUCCGCAACACCGUCGCCGCGCUGCUCACCAUGCAGGAAGUCCGCAGCGGCAGCUCCACCGUCGGCCACUUCUCGCUGCCGCCCAUGACGCCGCUGCCGGAGUCCGACUGGCUCGCACAGUCCGUCCAGCCGCCGCCGUCGCCCCUCAUCCCCACGCAGUGAUCGAUGAUAUCUGGCGAUGAACCGCUGCCCCAUGUCCAUGGAUUACACCACAACAAAUUGAUAUAAUUGCGGUGCUAAAUUAAAUUAAUUUGAGGCGACCGUUGGGAUUUUGUUUUUUUGUCGCGAAAUGCGCUGCGGUGUUGUAGAUGGGGCUGAAAAGGCAGAUUAUGUGUAAUUAUCAACUGUAAUAGCUCUCUCUCUGUUUUUCCUUUUCUCUAGGUGUGUGCUCUUGUCUUACUUUUACUGACUAGGAAGAGUAAAUAAUGUAACAAGAUAGCAGGAUCAAUCAGCAUUGCUCUUGCAGUGAAAUUUUACUCGGAAAUCAGAUACGUACUCUAUCAUUCUUGAUGGUUUGCUCAA